Molecule: messenger RNA, 444 nt
Organism: Aspergillus heteromorphus CBS 117.55
Lineage: Eukaryota; Fungi; Ascomycota; Eurotiomycetes; Eurotiales; Aspergillaceae
Exons: 1
Coding region: 1-444 (147 amino acids)
Biological process (GO): transmembrane transport
Molecular function (GO): transmembrane transporter activity
Source: RefSeq, a predicted model, not a curated record
AUGCCACCACAUCUAUUCACCACGCACAACGCGCUGCUCGGCUUUCUGCUCUCGUUCGAUGCCGCCCUGCUCAUGCAGUGGUCACUAUACUUCCUCCCCAUCUACUUCCAGGGUGUGCUUCGCCGCUCCCCACUCACCUCGGGGGUCGAUCUCCUACCCUACAGUGCCUUCCUGAUCCCCUUCGCCAUGGUAGCCGGCGGCAUCAUGUCGCGCACAGGCAGCUAUCGACCCCUCCACGCGAUCGGAUUCGGUGCCCUCGCCGUCGCUUUCGGUCCGUUCAUCUUACUUGGCCCGACCUCAUCACACACCACCUGGGUUCUCGUCCAGAUCCCCGCCGCGCUAGGCCAGGGCUCCCUCGCCACCACCAUCCUACCCGCCAUCCAGGCUGCGUUAUCCCCCACCGACACAGCCCGCUCAACAGGCGUGUAUGCGUUUUAUCUUUAA